AUGUCCCAAAUGAAGAAAGGAAACAGGAUGAUUGUGUUUCUGAUGAUACUGAGAUUAUUUGCUGACGUUCAGCUGAAUAAUAGAGCCAAUCGUCCGGUGGUAGUUCGAAGCCAAAUGAUCAAUUGCUGUGAAAUUAUUACACCAGAGGAUGUAGACUGUGAGCACAUCCGAUUGAUUGGAGACCACGUGGGAAUCCUACCGCCCGGGAAGAGCAACGUAACUCUGGUAUGGCCAACUUUGUAUCUUCAUGACCGAAGAGGUGAGUGUGAGAUUGGCAUCACCUACAACACCGAUGAUUCCCUGGACUCCUGCCAACCGGUCAAGUGUCUUAUCAAGUACAGCGGGAAGAGGAACUUCUUCAACAAAAGCUUGCGAAGAUGUCAGCCGGUGGUCGUCUGGGUGCCUGAUUCCGGCGAAGCUGCUGAUUCGAAUAUUAUUUGCCAUAAUGGACGCCAGGACAACGUUACUGGAAUGUGCAUUUGCAAUGAAGGAUGGGGUACUCAUCAAAUUGACAGCUUAGAAUCAUCUACUGAGUCGAUUCAUAUGUGCAAUUUCAAAACGUCACCAUUCUCACGUGUAACAAACACCGGCUAUUCAACGACAAGUCUCGUCAUCCUUACGGUAAUUAUAGUGAGUCUGCUGUUCUUCGUGCUGUGUUGCGUAAUGACACUAGUGACGCAAGAUUAUUCUUCUCCACCUGGCGCUGGAGUGGAGCUGCGCUCCGUUUUACAACAGACAUCAAGCAGAUCUUCGUUUGAUGGCUCGCUGGAACGUCUGAUACCUCCGAGCUCCAGGAUGGAAGGUCGAAAAAAAAAGUUUGAUAAGUUUGGUGACUCAUACAUUCGUCUUACGCACUAG
Messenger RNA from Cotesia congregata, 858 nucleotides. NCBI's taxonomy places the organism in Eukaryota, Metazoa, Arthropoda, Insecta, Hymenoptera, Braconidae. The record is from the annotation of a GenBank genome assembly.